CUGACUCAGACGAGCACAACCGGUUACCGGCCCCACCCUUUGCUCUGAUCUAAUCAGAUUGAUCUCUCCAUCCGUUCCUUCCAUCUCUGCCUUGCCCUGCCCUGCCUCGCUCUUCCACUCACCCGAAUCUGUCAACCCUCAUCUAACCUGUCUGCCUGUCAAAACCAGCCAAUCCAUCAGCCUUGGAAUACACACAGACAAACCCAUAGCCCAUUCGUCAUCAUCGACUGCAGCCCUUCUGAUUGUCAACCUGUCUCGUGGGUCUGACCGCCCUGGACUGGCACUGCAGCCAAGACCCGACCUGAUCGCCCUCGGAGUUACGACUCAGGCCACGUUUGUGCUUCCCGAGACCUUUAUCAAUUGCAUCGUCAAGAGCCUGUCUGCCCUGGCAAAUAACAAACGGCAAUUAACAAACAGACCUGCCCAAUGAAACGGUAGCCCACCGGAUUGGGAGCGUUGCACCAAUCAAUUGACGAACCCGGCCCGACCGUUACAUGCUACAGCCUGCAGCAUUCCACCCGCCCGCCACCCACCGUUUGACGAUCGAUCUGAUAAGCUGAACUGGAGCGCAAGUUGCAACGCAAGCGCGUCCCCAACAAGAAAAAGCAAGACAGACAUACACUGCCAGACAAGACUAGGCCAGACUUGUGAGGCUGUGAGGGAAAGGGAAAGGGAAUGGCAGCUGUCAUGUCGACCAAGGCUCCUCCUCCGGUCGGCCUGGCCCCCCUGAAGAUCGGCCCAGCUGCACGCUCGGCUUCUUCUUCUGCAGGUGGCUCGACGUCGCCGACGAAUCCGAUUUCUAGCGCCGCAUCCACCCCCACCCCCACCUCAUCAACAGCCCCGAGCCCACCGUCGCACCCGACACCACCCGCCAAAACCACAUCUUCUCGGCAUCACCACCAAAACCAACAACAAUACCCUCCACAGCCCCCGUCGUCAUCAACGCCCACGACGACCAGCAGGCCACCCAUCCAACCCGCACAGCCCAGGAAGUCUCUCCCUGCCUCCCCGGCUGCCGCCCCGGUCAACAAGAUGUCCAUGGCAUCGGUCAUCUCGCCGAUGCCGGGCCCUCCCGUGGCAAAGGCCCCCAUCUCAAUGACCUCCAAGGAAUGGGUCAUUCCCCCCAGGCCCAAGCCCGGAAGGAAGCCAGCUACUGACACCCCGCCCACAAAGCGCAAGGCCCAGAACAGGGCCGCCCAGAGGGCAUUCAGGGAGAGGAGGGCCGCCCGUGUCGGCGAGCUCGAGGAGCAGCUCGAGGCCGAGAGGGAGGAGCACGAGGCCGCCCAGGCCGCCCUGCAGGAGAAGGUCCACCGCCUGGAGAUGGACUCGCAGGCCCUCCGCUCCCGUUGCGAGGUGCUCGAGAACAUGCUCGACAAGGAGCGUGUCGAGCGGGCAAAGGAGGUCGAGGUCCUCACCAGGAGGCUGCACGAGGCCACCCAACACGGCCACUCACAGGCCCAACACCACCAUCCUGCACGCCAAAGCCUGCCGUCCAUCUCGUCCGUGUCCGUGUCAGAGCCCCAGGGCCCUUAUGCGCCGCAGCCAAUGCGUUAUCACCACCGCCCAUCCGCCCCGUCCCGCCUCUCUCAUCUCGGCCGGGCCAGCACCUCGGGUGGCAUGACCGCCAAGUCCUCUCCCGUGGCUCCCGCCCCGCCCCACAGGCCCUCCACCACAAAUUCGUUCUCCAUCUCACAGAUCAUCAGCCCGCCCGACGACAUCGAGCAGGCCCCGACCAGCUGUGGCUCCUGUGACAGCGGCGGCCGGUGUGCCUGUGCAGAGGAGGCCAUGGCCAGCAUGCCCGUGGGCUGCGGCAACUGCACCCUUGGCUCGCGAUGCCAGUGUCUCGAGGAAGUCCUCAACGGCACAGCCGCCGACAACGCCUAUCCCGAUGCUGGCAGCAGGUCCAACUCUGUAUCUCAGCCCCAGCCAACGGCAAGCCGCACCGCCAAGCGGACAAUCAGGUCCAUCUCCCCCAGUUCUGCGGCGCCCGAGGAAAAGCGUGCCCGGCCUUCUCUGUCAUUUGCAGCCACAGAGACAGACUUCACCGCCAUGUUCUCGCGCCAGCUCAAGAGAGCCUCUCCGCCCAGCACCACCACAACGGCCUCGGUACAGCCUACCGUCGCCCCCAUUAACAGCAUGGGAACGCCCUACAGCAACGCACCCAGCCCAUACUCUCUCACGCAGUUGGAAAACCAGCCCGCCGACUCCCCCGCUCCGGAGGACCGCUGCGGCUUCUGCGAGGAUGGCACGUACUGUGUCUGCGCCGAGGCAGCCAAGAACGCUGCGGUCGAGAUGCAGCAGCCAGCCAUCGAGUCCGUCACACUGCCGCCCAUCACGUCAUCAGCCCUGUUCUCCGUCCAGCAGUCCCGCACGCCCCCGCCCUCCGAGGGCGACGCCAUCGGCUACGAGAUCCUGCCCGACGGUGCGGUCAAGCUGCCCAGACUGAAGGGGCUGUCGUCACGCAACAAGGCCAGCAAGCCCGAGGACACCGCCAAGCCCGCGACUGGCGGGGGGUGUGGGCCCGGCGGCCCGGGGACGUGCGCCCAGUGUAUCGCGGACCCCAAGUCGGGUCUCUUCUGCCGCUCUCUGGCGGCGAGUUUCAAGGGCAAGAACGGCGAGUCCAGCGGCGGGGGCUGCUGUGGGGGUGGCGGGCCCGGCGGCGGAUGCUGCAAGGACAAGAACCAGAACACGGCCACCAGCACCAGCAGCAGCAGCGCGAACAUCAAGCUGUCGUGCGCCGACGCCUAUAAGACGCUGGCCAGCCACCGGAACUUCAACGAGGCUGCUGAUGACAUCGGGACGUGGCUGCCCAUGCUGAGGGCGGCGCCCGCGCGGCCCCGGGAGCCUGAUGUCGGGGGGUGCGGUGGUGCUAUGAGUGGAGGCCGCGGCAGCUCCUCGCGGACGCCUAUUGAGGUCGAGGCUGCUAGUAUCAUGGGGGUGCUCAAGGGGUUUGAUGUGCGGUUUGGGAGGGGGGAGUAGAUACCAAAUCAAGGAAAGAAACGGAAGGACGAGGAAAGAGAGGUUUGCAUGGUUGGUGUGUGUUUUAGAGGGGCGAUGGUUAUAUUCUUGACCGCCUGCCUGCUUUUGUUUGGUAGGGGAGGUGCUGUGCUGCAUUGGCAUUGGCUUGGUACGGGUGGUGGGUGUAUCGAGGUACCCUAUAAAAGGAAAGGGAAAAGGAAAAGGCGUUGGGGGUGAGUGGGUGGAUUGGACUGGACUGCACGGGAUGGGAUGGGAUGUGUACUUGCUGUACGUACGUAGUAGCCGCUGCCGUUUGGAGACGGCGUGGGUACCUCAUGCUCAUCAGCAUGGGCUGCAUCGGGCUGGGUAUCGUUUUUGAUGGUGUCUUUGAAUCGACUGUAAAGAUACCUCUUUUCUGUG
Diaporthe batatas is the source of this 3378-nucleotide messenger RNA. RefSeq lists its product as uncharacterized. The record is from RefSeq and is a predicted model, not a curated record. The transcript is spliced from 2 exons. Gene Ontology annotation, molecular function: transcription cis-regulatory region binding; DNA-binding transcription activator activity, RNA polymerase II-specific. Lineage: Eukaryota; Fungi; Ascomycota; Sordariomycetes; Diaporthales; Diaporthaceae. Bases 676 to 2979 code for a protein of 767 amino acids. Gene Ontology annotation, cellular component: nucleus; RNA polymerase II transcription regulator complex.